Messenger RNA from Pelagomonas calceolata, 1394 nucleotides. NCBI's taxonomy places the organism in Eukaryota, Pelagophyceae, Pelagomonadales, Pelagomonadaceae. The record is from the annotation of a GenBank genome assembly.
CCGGCGCCGGCGCGCGCGCUCUUGCUGCGCUUACGCGUCUCGCUGGCCACACGAGAUAAGCCAUAAAUCAACCGCAGAACAACGCGCGACCACUGCCGCCGCAGCCCGCUCGUCCGUGCCGUAAAAACACAAGCCUCCUAAGCCACCACCCGCCAGACUCGGCGCCAGUGCUCCGCCGCCGCAGCGCGCGUACACGUACGCGUCGAGGCCACAAAUGGCUCAGAUGCUCGACCCCGACGCCAUCUUCGCGACGGCGGAACCGACGAGACGGUCCGGCCGCGCGCCGCAGCCGCGGCAGAACUUCGCGCAAGAUGCUUAUAGAGCAGAACGAGAAGAGGAGAAGAAGCGGAAGGCGGCGCUGGCGAAGAAGCCGCGCGGACCUAGUAGACCGGCGCCGCCUCGAAGCAAGUGGGAGAACUACGAGCGGAGGGUGGAUGGCCAAAUCGCGAAGGCGAGGAGCGCGGCCUUUUUCAUCGAGACCUACGCCAUGGACGCGAAUCGCGGUUCUAAAAGAGUGCAGCCCAAGCAAGAAUUAGCGAAGGCGAAGGCUACCCUGAAGGCUGCUCGUUCUGAGAUCCGAAGCGUGCUGGAGGAGGUAGCUUCACUACAUAGUGAGAUACGGUGGGGCACGGAGAAGGAAUUGACCGAGGAGGACAGGAACGCCGACCUCGUCCCGGACGAAGCCAAGAUCCGGGAGGAAGAUCAAAACUUGCCGGGGAUUAAUGUCGAGGAAGUUGCGUGUAGCAUCUGUGGUCAAUACGAGUCGACGGACGAUAAUGAUAUCAUCAUGUGCGACAGAACCAAUUGCUUCCGCGCGUUCCACGUGAAGUGCUGCGAGCCGGUGAUGACCCCCGAAAUGCUCGGUGGUGCGGACGAGGACUGGUUCUGCCACCAGUGUUCCACCAUUGAUAAUAUAGUAGAAAAGGUCAACGAGUACUUCGACAAGAACUACACCUGUGCGGGCUGGAAGGAUGUGUUUGCGAAGGAGGAAGAAGAGGUAAGGGUACCUACCGGGGGUAUCCUCGACAUGGAUUUCGGCUCGGGCGACGACGAGGACGACGAGGAUCAUGUAAGUGGAGAUGAAAGUGACGACGAGGAGGACGACGCGUCGGACGUCGUGAGCAGGUGCUCCGGGGAUGUUGCUUUAGGUGUGAAAGUUCCGGAGGACAAGAUCGACGUCAGAAAUAUUUUAGAAGGUCCUCGGAAGAAGCAGAAGCUCGACUACGCUGCUUUAAAUGCGGCGCUGUCGGACGCGGAGUCGGACGACGGCGGCGCCUUUUAUGCGUCUUUGCCGAAGCCGCGGCCGCCGGACUCGGACGAGGACAAUGGUGGCGGGAACGGCGCGGCGGCGGCGACCGGCGACGGCGACUCGGAGGGCGACUUCGACGCUUGAU